CGGCGAUGGCCAGCCAUGUAAAUUCUGUUAGCUAAUAUUCCCGAUACUCCGAGAGGAACAGUCUGUUCGAUGUGCAUUCCAUUGAUCUCAACCACUUCCCGUUCUGUCUUCCCUCUGGGGUUAACUUUAUUUCAACUCCUUUUCCACCAAUCGCCCGGCCCGGUUCCUACUUCCGAGCUUUCGCGGAGCUCCGGGCCGAGUAUAUGCACCGGGCCGGUGAACUGUCUCCACUUACGACUGCAAUUCAGUCUGAGUCGACCCGGAAGACGGCUCCGAUCGCUACCGUCCGCCAGCAUUCGGACUACCAGAAAUUAAGGUAAAAGUCUUCUUCUCUUGAGUCGGACUCACCCUUUCC
Messenger RNA from Colletotrichum phormii, 355 nucleotides. RefSeq lists its product as uncharacterized. The record is from RefSeq and is a predicted model, not a curated record. NCBI's taxonomy places the organism in Eukaryota, Fungi, Ascomycota, Sordariomycetes, Glomerellales, Glomerellaceae. The transcript has a single exon. Bases 70 to 315 code for a protein of 81 amino acids.